Messenger RNA from Candidozyma duobushaemuli, 930 nucleotides. RefSeq names its product ribosome biogenesis protein TSR3. The transcript has a single exon. Gene Ontology annotation, molecular function: rRNA small subunit aminocarboxypropyltransferase activity. Bases 1 to 930 code for a protein of 309 amino acids. Gene Ontology annotation, biological process: maturation of SSU-rRNA. Lineage: Eukaryota; Fungi; Ascomycota; Pichiomycetes; Serinales; Metschnikowiaceae. The record is from RefSeq and is a predicted model, not a curated record.
AUGGGAAAAGGAAAGAACAAACAAGCCGAGGACCGUUCAUCCAAAAGCCGUACCUCUAAUGGGCAUAAAUCAAAGCAACAUCAUGUGAGAAGAGGACGUCAAGAAGAAGGCAGUCAAAAAACCGCUGCUGAUGCAAAGUUCCCUGUGAAACUAGCCAUGUGGGAUUUUGACCACUGUGAUCCCAAAAGAUGCUCUGGCAAAAAACUAGAAAGGCUAGGGUACAUCAGAAACAUGAGAGUCGGGCAGAAGUUCCAAGGUAUUGUUGUCUCGCCAAAUGGUAAAGGUGUGGUGUGCCCAGAUGACAAGGAGAUAGUUGAGAGCUUCGGUGCAGCUGUUGUGGAGUGUUCAUGGGCUAGACUAGAUGAGGUGCCUUUUAACAAAAUAGGGGGUAAACACGAGAGACUUCUACCUUACUUGGUUGCAGCCAAUACGGUGAAUUAUGGCAGGCCAUGGAAGCUCAACUGCGUGGAAGCACUUGCAGCGUGUUUUGCUAUAGUGGGCCAUAUCGACUGGGCCGAGGAGCUUUUGCAAAACUUCUCGUGGGGUCUCACUUUCUUGGACAUUAACAAGGAGUUGAUCGAAGUGUACCAGCAAUGCACGGAUUCUGCUUCUGUUGAGGAGGCUCAAGAGCAGUGGAUGGCCAAGUUGGAGGAGGAAGUGAAGCAGAGAAAGGAGCAGAGUGCCACGGGUGAUGUGUGGAUGAUGGGCAAUGUCAACCGUCAGGGUGACAGUGAUGCAGAGACUGAGAGUGAAGUGGAUAGUCUUGGGAACGAGAAGAAGGUGGAUGCUUUUGGUAACUUUGUGGAUGAGAGUGAGAGCGAGAGUGAGGAAGAGGAGGUGGAGUACGAUAAGCUUGGAAACGUCAUUGAGAAGGGAUCCGGAGUUGACGAGGCUACAGGAGCCAUGAAAGCAUUGGAGAUCGAUGCUUAG